Molecule: messenger RNA, 3245 nt
Organism: Leguminivora glycinivorella
Lineage: Eukaryota; Metazoa; Arthropoda; Insecta; Lepidoptera; Tortricidae
Exons: 11
Coding region: 199-1713 (504 amino acids)
Source: RefSeq, a predicted model, not a curated record
CGGACGUGCUGCCUUCUUAGGCUCUUUUCAACACAGACUCAGUGUCGUGAAGUGAGAACUGUGUUCGUAAUAGAUUUUUGUGUUUUGUGUGGCUUCGUGACACGGAUUCUUUUGGGGACUGAGUUUUUAUAAACCAUGCAAAGCAGAAAACGCCACCGAAGAAGAAAAACAAAGCUGAUCAACGUCGUCAGAUAAUCGAUGAAAAAAUGUAACCUAAAACGUUGCUCAAAAAUAUCGAAAAUGCUUCAACCGGUGCUCGGUCGUUUGUCAGUGGCAGACUUAUUGGUGACAGUGCUGUUUUUGUGUAGGACGAUAGUGUGUGAUGGACAGUGUCCGAAGUACGCUGAGCGACCUUUGGAGACCAGGGUGCAGGACGCUUCCAUAGUUUUUAGGGCUGUGGUAGUGCAGACACAUCAUCAGAGUAAAACACUAGACUUGGCACUAGUGUCAAUAUACAGAGGAGGCGUGGAGCUGGCCUCCGUCAGUAGAUAUGCAGGCUCGCCUUAUAAUACUACGGAUAGGCAGGUGAACCUCAAAAUAGCCCAGCCGCUGGACCCUUGCUUCAACUGGAGCAUGGCUCCAUCGCAAAGCGAGCUGGUGGUAUUCGCUCGGAUCAGCGACCCUGCUGUGGACUUAGAGACCACACCGCCUGACGGGCCCUGGCUCGAGGCGACAGCUUCUGCUGUGCCUUGGAGCUUGGGCGUAGACAUCGCUAUAUGGAACGCCGUUGAGACCACACCGCCUGACGGGCCCUGGCUCGAGGCGACAGCUGCUUCUGCUGUGCCUUGGAGCUUGGGCGUAGACAUCGCUAUAUGGAACGCCGUUGUAUUCGCUCGGAUCAGCGACCCUGCUGUGGACUUAGAGACCACACCGCCUGACGGGCCCUGGCUCGAGGCGACAGCUUCUGCUGUGCCUUGGAGCUUGGGCGUAGACAUCGCUAUAUGGAACGCCGUUGGCUGGGCGGGCUGGGGGGAGUGGGGGGCGUGCAGCAAAACCUGCGGCGGUGGCAUGCAGGUGCGGAGACGGUACUGUUCCCGGUCAACCUGCGAAGGUUUCGGAGAGCAGGGCCGGGUGUGCAACACUUUUGAUUGUGAGGGUACAAUAAACCCGCUGGCGCCGGGUGCCCGUCGAAACUUCCACCCGGCUCAGGCCCGAUGGGGCUCCGUGGCAGAUCGCCCUCAUGCCUUCAGCCUUCGGCCGAACUCCUACAUUUGGAUAGCUUCAUCAGAACUCUUUCCCAAUGGGAGGAUGUUUCCAAGGGAGUUCACACUGUUUGUGUCACUGAGGCUGAGACCAGAGAGCGGCGGGUACGGGCAAGGCACGCUAUUUUCCCUCCGCUCGCGUCGCCGCACGGGAUCAUUCCUCUCUUUGGAGCUCGCCGGGAGAGGAGCAGCGCGAUUGGUCCAUGCGGGUGCUGGGUCAUCCAGAGCUAUAUACCUGGCGGUGCCGCUAUAUGAUUUCCGCUGGCACCAUAUUGCUAUCAGUGUCCAUGAUGAUAACACGGUACGCGCCUACGUGGACUGCCGCUGGCUUCGUACUGACGUCCUUGAGAAAGACGCGCUUGACACUCCAAGGGAUGCUGACCUCAUUAUUGGCUAUCUGUUUUCUGGGGAUCUUGAGCAGCUAGUGUUGGUGCCAAAAGCGGGUCAGGCGCAGAAGCAGUGCUCCAGCCAAGUUACUGGAAUGUCUACGCCCUACGUGAACAUGCAUUAAGACUUGGCCUGGACAAGUGGACACUACACGCACUAUGGAACAAAGUAUGGAAUCAUGUGCUCUGAGAAAGUUUUAAAAAUUACAUUUUUUUUAUGUGGAAUAAGGUGUCAUAUUUUUUGUAUAGUAUAAAUCAACGAGGUUUUCCGACAGUGCUUGAAAAUGACCCAGGGGGUCACCAGUCAUAACAUCUGAUUCUCGAAUUCUGCUAUUUGCCGCUUGGACGAAGGUCUCUCGAAUUGGUGGGCGUACUUCUCUCCUACGAGGCCGCCGGAGACGCAGACGAAUCUUGGUCACUACAAGUCGAUGGUCACUCCAGCAGUGAGCGCCUCCUUAAACUCUUAAUUUGCAAAUAAUUCCUGUUCGAUCCCUUCUUCAAAUUAUUUGGAAAGUUUAUAUCUCUAUAUUAUUAAGUAUUCAAAUAAUUGUAAACCCAAUCUACCCUCAAAAGGCUCGUUAAGCCACUUGGUCAGCGACAUCAUUAUACGGCCAUAUAAGAAGGUCAAACAUAGGUCGCACAGAGACAAACCCCACUUGAUUUUGUAUUUGGUUGCUUAAUCGACACGAGUAACUACCAGAAAAUGUACAAAUAUUAUUUGUUUUUUUAAGUACUUAAAACUAUAUAGUAUAUUAUUAAGUCUCUUGCACAUCCAUUAUUUAUACCAUCAAUAUUAUUACUUUAGACGUAUAGAAAACAAACCAUAAAUAUUUAAAGCCAUCAUUUGAUGGAAAAACUAUGUUCGCGUUAUGAAUUUAGAAAAUUUGAAUUGUAAAAUAUAAUGUUAUGUUCAAUAUUUUGUGACUUGAGCAGGUCAGGAUACGUAGCCGAAACGAUACGCUCGUAGAUAUCUAUCUCUAUCGCUCUUGCAUAUUGGCGUGACAGAGCCAGACUACCUUUCGCGGCGUUUCGUUUUCGUUUCGCGUCGCAGAAAUGCCAUUCGGCUACGGCACCUGAGAACAUUAUUUAAGUUGAUUAUGAAUGUUAUUAAUUCACAGUUUCGAACUAAAUUGUUUAUAAAUUAAUUAUUUCAACAGAAUUUGCAUCAAAUGUUACUUUAAACAGAGGUAUAAUUGUAACCAAAUUUAUUUCAUUUUACAUAGUAAUAAAAAUGUUCUGAAUAGUAUGGUUUAGUAUAAUUUUCUCCUGCAUCACUUUUCAUUCCACGGUUUCUUCAGAGCAUUUAUAAGGAUAAAAACGGAUAUGUAUUGUAUAUAGCUUUCACCAGAUUUCCCAGAUAAUGACCAACCAACGUGCAUUAAAAACCCAUAAAGCCUUUUUAGAACUAACCGAGGCCCGUACCGGAACCAUCAGGGAGGAUAUUACCGGUAUUGUACGAUCCAGAGCGAUCCGUACAGGACUCUUAAUCGGUAUGCCCCAAAACUGACGAAUCAUUUGAGUUAUUUAUUGCUUUUUAUUAAGUAAUGAAUAAUGUAUUUACGUAACAACAUUGACAUUAAAAACAAAAUGUUAAAUAAAUAAAUAAAAUAAUAAGUCCAAGAAUAAGAUGAACGAAAUAAAUACCGUUAAUAUUGCA